ACCUAGAACUUCUUUUACAUUUUCUUUGCUUUAUCACUCUUAUCACAACUUUUUUAUCGUCAUUUCUAUUUGAUUUAUUAUAUUUUAAGCUUACCUUUAUACUUUUUACCGCUCUUAAUGUUAUUUCUUGUUAUCAAUCUGUCACUUUAAUUACAUAAUUGUAAAGAAACUUUCCAAAAUAGAUGCGUGUUUAUUCAAAUUUAGACUGUAGUUAUUUUGCAAAAUGCCUUAUAUCUCAAAAGUGUUUCUUCAAACUUCGUUUAUCUAUUCAUCUCGAACCAGAAUGAAACCACAUUUUAGAACUAUCAGAGCCAGCACUGGAAGUGAUUCCUCCAUUCACUUGAAGCUUAUGUCUACUGCAACAUCUUCGGGUGUCAGAAAUGAGGAGUGCUUUGAUUUGACAAUAAUCGGAGGAGGAAUUGUCGGGAUGGCUACCGCUCGAGAGUUGAAGACGCGCUUGCCUACGUUGUCCAUAGCCGUUUUAGAGAAGGAGCAGCAAUUGGCUUCUCACCAAUCCGGGCGUAAUAGUGGUGUGAUUCAUGGAGGAAUCUAUUACAAGCCUGGAUCACUACGCGCCAAGCUCUGUGUGGAAGGGCUGAAACUGAUGUACGAUUACUGUGAUAAGCAUAACAUCCCUUACAAGAAAGUUGGUAAACUAAUUGUGGCAACCAAUGAGGUUGAAGUUGAAAGACUGGAGGAGCUGAUGAAACGUGGUUUGGCCAACGGAGUACCAGACUUGAAAAUGAUCGAUGGAUCACAAAUAAAAGAAAUCGAACCCCACUGCAAGGGAUUGAAGGCUGUGCAUUCACCCCAUACUGGGAUUGUGGAUUAUGGCCUGGUGACCAGAACGUAUGGUUCAGAGUUUACAAAAAUGGGAGGUAAAAUAUUCCUAGGUUUUAACGUUAGCCAGAUACUGACUGCAUCUGAAGGCACUUCUAGCAAUAGAGACAUUACGAAAUUUCCUAUUCGAGUACUGGGAAGUGACAGAAAUCAGGGAUUGAAGGCUGUGCAUUCACCCCAUACUGGGAUUGUGGAUUAUGGCCUGGUGACCAGAACGUAUGGUUCAGAGUUUACAGAAAUGGGAGGUAAAAUAUUCCUAGGUUUUAACGUAAGCCAAAUAGUGACUGCAUCUGAAGGCACUUCUAGCAAUAGAGACAUUACAAAAUUUCCUAUUCGAGUACUGGGAAGUGACAGAAAUCAGGGAUUGAAGGCUGUGCAUUCACCCCAUACUGGGAUUGUGGAUUAUGGACUGGUGACCAGAACGUAUGGUUUAGAGUUUACAAAAAUGGGAGGUAAAAUAUUCCUAGGUUUUAACGUUAGCCAGAUACUGACUGCAUCUGAAGGCACUUCUAGCAAUAGAGACAUUACGAAAUUUCCGAUUCGAGUACUGGGAAGUGACAGAAAUCAGGUUCCUGAUCCACGUUUUCCAUUUCUUGGAGUGCAUUUUACACCUAGGAUGAAUGGAGAAAUUUGGCUGGGUCCUAACGCAUUAUUAGCUUUCAAAAGAGAAGGCUAUAGAAAACUGGAUAUAAAUUUGAAAGAAUUGUAUGAAAGUUUAUCACACAAAGGGCUUCAGAAAUUUUUCUACAAAUAUUUCUCCCUGAGUCUCAACGAGCUGUGGAAGUCUGUAGUAACAAGUGGUCAGAUAAAAGAUUUGCAAAAAUUUGUACCAGAUAUCAAAGCAAACGAUGUGAUAAGUGGUCCAUCUGGAAUUCGUGCUCAAGCCAUGGAUGUUGAUGGCAAUCUAAUAGAGGACUUUGUGUUCAGUGGGAGAGGCCGCAUUCUCCAUUGUCGCAAUGCCCCCUCGCCUGGAGCCACCUCCUCAUUAGCAAUCGCAAAGAUAUUGGCCGAUAAAGUAGUUCACAAUUUAAGAUCCUUAUGAUAGUUGUUACUCUCUUAGGGCCGGUUUCCGAGCUCGGAAAUUAGCUAGACUUUAAACAGCUGAAGUCAGAGAAUUAGCUUCCGAAACGGGACGUAGUCACAGUCCACGUUUAAAUUAAAUUUCGAAAAACUAUAAAAUUAGAACUGAAACUAUAAUUAUCACAGAAUAAAAUAAAGAGAAAAUUGUGUAAAGUUGCAGCUAUUUUGAAUGAUUUAGGAGUGUUUCAUUCCGUUAACGAAAAAUGUUUCCAAUUAUAGAAAUGAGAAAAUAAAUAUUAUUUUGUUUCGACUAGUUACUGCGACUAAGUCCCGUUUUGCCCCCUGUGGGUUGGGGGAGCUUUGAGUCAAUCAUCGUACUCAAGAAUGUGUUGAAAACCAGAAUUCACCCACAGUAUCCAUGCUUGUCGUAGGAGGCGACUAAAAUGGACCUCAAGGCAA
Molecule: messenger RNA, 2319 nt
Organism: Nilaparvata lugens (brown planthopper)
Lineage: Eukaryota; Metazoa; Arthropoda; Insecta; Hemiptera; Delphacidae
Product: L-2-hydroxyglutarate dehydrogenase, mitochondrial
Exons: 9
Coding region: 224-1882 (552 amino acids)
Molecular function (GO): (S)-2-hydroxyglutarate dehydrogenase activity; (S)-2-hydroxy-acid oxidase activity
Source: RefSeq, a predicted model, not a curated record